AAAGCUUGUCUAACGUUAGUAUGUCUUCUAUAUUCAGACUCGGAGCCAGGACCGUUGGCGGGUCUGUUUUCAGAACCUUCACACAAUCGUCAUACCGUGCAGCUGCACCUUUGGCUGUGCGGUUCAAGCUGUCGCCCGCAGCCACCACCCCUUCCUUAACGGCCCAAAUCUUCCCCAUGGACAAAGAUACCAUCACCGAAAAGGAUGUGGACGAGUGGAUUCAGUCGCUUCAGAGAUUGAAGAACGGCCACACCCCCGAUAAUGCAACGGAGAUCUAUAUCGACGAGUUAACCCGUCCGGAAGAGUACUUGAAACAACAAUUUGAGGCUAGUGAACAACAACUACAAGAACAACAGACAUUUGAAACCGCUCGGAUUCCUCUUGCCAGUAUUCCUGUUGUCGACAAUGUGGUUAACUUGAUCAUGAGAAACGGGAAAAAGUCCCAGGCCAGAAAAAUCGUUGCUAGAGCAUUGUAUCUUAUUUACUUGAAGAUGAGAGUAGAUCCGGUGAUAGUGUUGGAAGAAACCUUGGAAAAACUAGGUCCCUUGACAAAUACCAAAGUGGUCAAGACGGGACAUGCCAAAAACAUCAUCAGACCAUAUCCGUUGAACGAGAGACAAAGACGCAGAUAUGCCAUUCUUUGGAUUUUGGAUGGGGCUGCUAAGAAGAAGUCCUCUGACUACUCGGUGAGGUUGGCCGAAGAAAUCAUGUCGGCACACGCAGGUAAGUCUUCUGGAUAUGAAAAGAAGGCCCUGAUGCAUAAGGUGUCGAUCGCCCAAAGAGCAUAUAUAAACAUUUAAUGGCGCUUGUACUUGUAUAUAUUAACAGUAACAAAUUUUCAUUUGUACUCUUGGCUGCGAAUUG
Messenger RNA from Yamadazyma tenuis ATCC 10573, 864 nucleotides. The record is from RefSeq and is a predicted model, not a curated record. NCBI's taxonomy places the organism in Eukaryota, Fungi, Ascomycota, Pichiomycetes, Serinales, Debaryomycetaceae.